AACUAAUUUAGCGUUAUCGUGAACGGACGAAAGCGGUAGUUGCUGAGGCACAGGCUUGGCUUAUGAAGUCAACCCAUACAGAGGCAGAGUAGAUCAGAAAAAUGAGCGUCUGCGCUUGCUUUUAUUUAAAUAUAUGAUUUCUAGGAUGAAUAGAUGGACAUUCCGGAUGUUAAGGUUAGCUGGUUAUCUAGUUAUCUAGCUAGUUAAGGUGCAGUCGACUCGUCCUUGCCUUGACAUCCAGUGUUGUUUCUCAGCUACGCCGACAUUAAUAUCACCGGAACAAACAAACACAAAAAAGACAUUAAAUAACACACAAACAUGAGGCUUUUAAUACUAAGCUCGAGCUGGUGAUGAUGUCUCUUUGCAGAGGUCAGCGAGAGGCCUGAGUCAUGAACUCGGUCACGCCCAGCGCCGCCCAGUACGCGAGGGGCGGAGCUCUUCACAACGACCUGGUGGAUGGGAGGAGACUCCCGCCCCCUUCCUCGCAGCAGGUCCUGGAGGCGAGGGGGCAUUUCGGGAACGGGUCGCUCGCUGACGGGGCGGGAGAGCCCGAUGAGGUGGACAAGCUGAAGCUGAAGCUGAUGUCGGCGUGGAACAACGUCAAAUACGGCUGGUCAGUGAAAAGCAAAACCUUCUUCAACAAAACAUCGCCGCUGUUCCUGAUGGGACAGGCCUACUUACUGGACAGUGAAGAGGAAGUGGCGCGUUUCCGGCUGGCGUUCGGCUCACGAGUCUGGCUCACCUACAGGAAGGAGUUUCCUCAGCUGGAGGGCUCGAACCUGACGUCGGACUGCGGCUGGGGCUGCAUGCUGCGCAGCGGACAGAUGCUGCUGGCUCAGGGGCUCAUGCUCCAUCUUCUGCCUCGAAACUGGAGAUGGCCGGACUGUCCUCAGCUGGCGGAUGUGGAUUUCGAGGUGCUAAGACCUCGCUCUCCGUCUCGACCGGUCAGUAUCUCCAUCCCGUCCUUCAGCUCUACAUGGGGUACGUCAGCACCUGAGAAACGCCUGUCCUCUACGAGCGAGGUCCCGAAACGUGAGUCGAGACGUGACACACAGACCGAGAUCCUCCACCGCAGGCUGGUGUCGUGGUUCGGGGAUGAGCCGAUGGCGCCGUUCGGGGUUCACCGGCUGGUCGAUCUGGGCAAGGAGUCUGGGAAGAAGGCUGGAGACUGGUACGGGCCCUCACUCGUCGCACACAUCCUGCGGAAAGCUGUGGACAGAAGCACAGAGCUGGACAAUCUGGUCGUGUACGUGGCUCAGGACUGCACAGUGUAUAAAGGGGACGUGAUGCGGCUGUGUGACUCCGGCAGUUCCGGCUGGAAGUCUGUCAUCAUCCUGGUCCCGGUGCGACUGGGAGGAGAUUCACUAAACCCCUCCUACACCGAAUGCGUCAAGAAUCUUCUGAAGUUGGACUGCUGUAUCGGGAUCAUCGGCGGGAAACCCAAACAUUCGCUGUUUUUCCUCGGCUAUCACGAUGAGCAGCUGCUGUAUUUAGACCCACACUACUGUCAGCCGGUGGUAGACUUAACACACAGAGAUUUCCCGCUGGAGUCCUAUCACUGUAACUCUCCCAGGAAGAUGAACUUCAGUCGUAUGGAUCCGAGCUGCACUCUGGGUUUUUAUGCUCACAGUAAGAAGGAUUUUGAGGCACUGUGUUCAGCUGUUAGUGAGGCUUUGUCUGUGUCUAAGGAGCGCUACCCCUUCUUCACAUUUGUGGAGGGCAGAGGGCAGGACUACAGUCUGGAGGGGUACAGCGGAGGCAGCUCUGACCCCAGUGACCACAUCCUGCCCCCUGACACCGUGAACAGAAGCAGCGCCGAGGGCUUUGUGUUUCUGUGACGACUCGCUCAGCUGCAGCGGAUACUAGCUUCUAUACUCAGACUGACACCAGAGCACGAUGGAGCACACUGUGUGUGUGUGUGUGUGUGUGUGUGUGUGUGUGUGUGUGUGUGUGUGUGUGUGUGUGUUUGGAGAACAUAGAAAAUUGAAUAGAUGUCUUGAAGAUUUUUUAUUUUAUGCACAGCCACUCACUACAAUUUAACUCUCUCUCUGCCUCUCUCUCUCUGCCUUCCUCUCUCUCUCUUUCUCUCCCUGUCUCUCUUUCUUUCUCUCCCUGUUUCUCUGUCUCUCUCUCUCUUUUCUCACUCUUUCUCUUCCUGUCUCUGUCUUUCUCUCUCUCUCUGCCUGUCUCUCUCUCUCCUCCUCUCUAUCUUUCUGUCUCUCUCUUGCUCUUUCUGUCUCUCUAUCCCUGUCUGUGUCUCUAUCCCUGUCUGUCUCUCUCUCUCUCUCUCUUGUUUUGUUUUUAAUAUGUUAAAUCUGCACUGUUGGUUGUCUCUAUGAAGUAAAACGGGUUGCUCGUGUAGUGUGAUGGUGAGAACAAGCUGCUGCUGCUGCUGCUGCGGUCAUCAUCGUGUCUGGAACUCUGACCUGCUCCUCUCUCCAUCCCCGUCACUCACUCCGGUCUGACUACUGAUGAAUAUCAGAGCCGGUGUGGAUCAGACUUGGCGUCCUCGUGCAAGAAUCCUCUUUUCUGAAUCUCGAAUGUAAAUAGUGCUACUGAUCAUUCCUACUGGACUUUAUUCGUAUUUCAUGGUGAAAUCACAGGACUAUUGUCUGAUGAAAUGAAACACGACACUGGAUUAUUUUAUUUUUUAAACGCUGGGGUAAACACAUGUCUGUAUUCGAUGUUGUUGAAUGCCGUUAAAUGUGGAAAUGUUUGAGCGGAUGUCGUUGUUACUGUCGUUUAAUUUAUGAAUUUGUUUUGUUUUAUUAUGGUGUUGCCUGAGAAUACAGCUACUGAAGUGCACCUUCGAUGCUUCUGAAACCUGAGUGACUUCCUGUUCGAGUUUUGGUUUCUAAAAUGUUUUAAUCCUGACUAAUGCUCCAAGAUAUCAGUAUUGCAAGAUUUUCCUCAUGACACAUUUUCCCCCAGUGACUGACUGGAUGUCAGACUCUAUUUUGCUACCUUAUUUUAUUCCCCACAUUAUUAUUAUCAUUAUUAUUAAAAACUUUAACUAAUUUGUGUAUGACA
Hemibagrus wyckioides is the source of this 3030-nucleotide messenger RNA. It is a transcript of the gene atg4da, whose product is annotated as autophagy related 4D, cysteine peptidase a. Gene Ontology annotation, molecular function: protein-phosphatidylethanolamide deconjugating activity. The record is from RefSeq and is a predicted model, not a curated record. NCBI's taxonomy places the organism in Eukaryota, Metazoa, Chordata, Actinopteri, Siluriformes, Bagridae. The transcript is spliced from 11 exons. The coding region runs from base 390 to 1838 and encodes 482 amino acids.